Molecule: messenger RNA, 2351 nt
Organism: Papaver somniferum (opium poppy)
Lineage: Eukaryota; Viridiplantae; Streptophyta; Magnoliopsida; Ranunculales; Papaveraceae
Product: serine/arginine-rich splicing factor SR45-like
Exons: 4
Coding region: 155-1423 (422 amino acids)
Biological process (GO): mRNA splicing, via spliceosome
Cellular component (GO): U1 snRNP; precatalytic spliceosome; U2-type prespliceosome
Molecular function (GO): mRNA binding; U1 snRNA binding
Source: RefSeq, a predicted model, not a curated record
AUGGAACCGUAACAUUGAGAUCCGACAAAUUUACCAGUUUUUAUUACUUUCCAGUACUCCUUUCUUUUUUCUCUUUGUAGGAGACUCGGGAAAAAUUAUCGAUUGUUGUCUUCAAAAUCAAAACCCUAAAUAAGAAAGAAUCCCAUCAGAAGGAAUGAGUACGGGAUCUUCUGAUCAGAGUUCAGAAGAGAUGAGUGACCUUCAUAAAGAUGAGGGUUCUGCUCAUGUCAAAAAAUUAGACCUUAAUCCAUUAGAAAGUAAACAAGAGGGUGAAGUUUAUGAUCAUAGAUCUCAAGUGGAAUUGAAUCAGGAGGAGGAGGAAGAGGACGGGCAAAUCUCGUCACCUCCUGAUGUGAGGUAUGAUGAGGAGAGGAAAGCAAAUGGCAAUGGUAUUGAAACAUUACAGUCUUUCGAAGGCGAGACCCAAGUAGUAAAUAACAAAUUGUCUCGAGAAUCUAACUCCCCUAUGGUGGAAGAUACUUUAGGUAGUGGAGCAGGAAUUGGAAAUGUUCGUGAUGAAGAAUCGAAUAAAAAUUCAGGCAAAACUGAACUUGCCUUUAAUGAAGUGGUAGAUGGAGGUUCUGAGUUUAUUGAAAGAGAUCGGUAUAAUAAUUGUGAAACUAAGAAAGAUGCUUCUUAUUAUUCAAGUAAGUCACCACAGAAUAGUGAUAGACUGGAAGGUAGGAUGAGGUCUCCUUCUGCGCAACAAACUGCUGGUCGGAGAUUGUCUUCUUCACCAAAGGGAGUUCGUGAAUUAUCCCAUGCCCCUGGGUCGCCUAGACGGAGACCCUCAGAUUCUCCUACAAAACGAAAUUCUACUUCUCCUGGGAGGCGGACUCGGCAAGACCUUAAGCGGAAGGAUGAUCCUGAUAGGAAGCGCCAUGUAGCAUCCCCACGAAAACACUACUCUCCUCCUGAUCGCAAAAGGAAAGAGAGAUUGGCAUCUCGAUCUCCCACGAGGCGGAGGGAGUCCACUUCUGGAUAUAGAAGAGAUAAUCGUGAUAGAUCUAGAUCAAGGUCCCCAUAUGCAAGAGACCGUCAUCAGAUAUCCCCAAGGAGGAGGUAUUCCCCAAGGCGCAGGUCUCCACCAGGGAGCCAUUCUCGUCAUCGCUCUCCUAGAAGGAGGCCUUGGUCACCACCUCCGAACCGUAACACUGGAAUCGGUAAACCUGGAAAGAAUUUGUUUGUCGCAGGAUUUAGUUUCGUUACUACAGAGAAGGAUCUUGAAAGAAAAUUUUCAAGGUUUGGCCGUGUAAGAGAUGUUCGCAUUGUGCGGGAUAAAAGGUCUGGGGAUUCUCGUGGUUUUGGUUUUUUAUCAUUGGAAAGAGAUGAAGAUGCGGAUGCAGCAAUUCGGGCUCUUGACCAAACUCAAUGGAAUGGUCGUGUUGUCCUGGUGGAGAAAUCUAAAGCGCCUGCGAGCUAAAGCAUAUAAUUUUCUGGUUUGGCUGAAGAAGAUCCUAUGUGCAGUUUAAAUCUAUUCCCUGCAGCAAUAUUAUAAUUUCUGGAUACAUCGCAAGUAGGCUUGUUGCAAGACUCUAUGUUUGGUUCGUAGAACAUGUUUCCAAUGUUGUCAAAUGGAACUAUCACUUUAAAGGUUACCUUCAAGAAUCUUGGUGUUAUCAUGGUUGUUUACUCAUCUCUAGAUUAAGUAACAGAUGUCUUUUGCUAUUUGCUGUAAUCCACUAUCUCUUCCUCUUACACAAAUGACAAUUUGCAUAAAAUCCUGUUUCAGGGUUCACUGGCGAUUAGAAAUGAAAGUCGUGUACCUUCUUAUGUGCCUAAGAAUAUAUAGCUGAAGUUCGUUGUACCAUGAUUGCACUUACUCGUAUUCCAGAGCGAUUAUUCUGGGCAUCAUGUACUUCAGUUCAGUACCUUGCUAAAAGAGUGCAUUGGUGAAUCGUGCCCUUAAUCAUAAUCUUUCUAUUUGUGCUCGUCGAACGCCGCAUCACUUCUUUUUGGAGUUUUUUUUUAUGGUGCAGGUGUCAUCUUACCAUUAUCUUAAUUAUUUAGGCGAACUCGACCAUGCAGUAGUUAAGUCUGGGAAAAUGCAUUCACUUAGAACCUUACGGACUUGAGUGCGGUUGGUGUUUUGUGGUGCAUGUAUCUUUCAUAUUCUACAUCUCAAGUUGCUGUCUGAUCUUCUAUCUGGACUUAUUAGGUGCUUGGUGAUUACACGGUUUGAGUGAUUCUAAUUCUUGUCGGGAUUAUCUUCUUUUUCCUUUUCCAUUUUCAUGUUGUUCUUGUUGUUUGCAUUUUUACUAGCUCAUCAUAUGGAGCUUCCUUUGUGUUGCAGCAGGAUAUGUUCUUAACAAUACCCUGUAGGCAAAUUUGAUGACUUUAACCCUUACUCA